Hirundo rustica (Barn swallow) is the source of this 1939-nucleotide messenger RNA. RefSeq names its product deoxyribodipyrimidine photo-lyase-like. Gene Ontology annotation, molecular function: deoxyribodipyrimidine photo-lyase activity. Gene Ontology annotation, biological process: photoreactive repair. The coding region runs from base 84 to 1589 and encodes 501 amino acids. Lineage: Eukaryota; Metazoa; Chordata; Aves; Passeriformes; Hirundinidae. The record is from RefSeq and is a predicted model, not a curated record. The transcript has 10 exons.
UUACUGCCCGGCACGGGUGUUCUCCUCUGUCAGCAAUACCACAGCGGCCGCACGCAACCACGCUGCUGCGGGCGGUGCUGAGGAUGCGGCGGGGACAAGGGAAGCGAAAGGCCGAGGUGAAGGAGGAGCCGUGCGCGUCUCGGAGGAGGACGGAGGAAGAGGAGGCGAUACAGGAGGCCCGUCGGAGGGCGGCCCCGUCCGUUCGAGAGUUCAAGUACAACAAGAAGCGGGUUCGCCUCGUCUCGCAGGGCCCGGACCUGAAGGAUGAUGCUCGGUGCAUCCUUUACUGGAUGUGCCGGGAUCAGCGUGUGCAAGAUAACUGGGCGUUCCUCUACGCCCAGCGCCUGGCCCUCAAACAGGAGCUGCCUCUGCGCGUCUGCUUCUGCUUGGUGCCCAAAUUUCUGGAGGCCACCAUCCGCCACUACAGGUUCAUGCUGAGGGGCCUGCAGGAGGUAGCAGAGGAGUGUGCAGAGCUGAACAUCUCCUUCCACUUGCUGCUGGGCUAUGCCAAGGACGUGCUGCCCACGUUUGUGGCGGAGCACGGCGUGGGUGGGCUGGUGACAGACUUCAAUCCCCUCCGCCUCCCACGGCAGUGGGUAGAGGACGUCAGGGAACGGUUGCCAGAGGAUGUGCCGUUUGCACAGGUUGAUGCCCACAACAUCGUGCCCUGCUGGGUCGCCUCCCCCAAGCAGGAGUACAGUGCCAGGACCAUCCGGGGCAAGAUCCACGCUCAGCUCCCCGAGUUCCUCACCGAGUUUCCCCCUGUUGUUCGGCACCCACAUCCUCCCUCCUGCCCAGCAGAGCCCAUCGCUUGGGAGGCCUGUUAUUCCAGCUUGCAGGUGGACCACACUGUGAAGGAGGUGGAGUGGGCAACCCCUGGCACAGCUGCAGGGAUGGCUGUGCUGAAGUCCUUCAUUGCAGAGCGGCUGAAAUCCUUCAGCACCCACAGGAACGAUCCCAACAAGGCGGCUCUCAGCAACCUGUCCCCGUGGCUUCACUUCGGCCAGGUUUCCACCCAAAGAGCCAUCCUGGAGGUGCAGAAGCACCGGCGCAAUUACAAGGACUCAGUGGAUGCAUUCGUGGAGGAGGCUGUGGUGCGGCGGGAGCUGGCUGAAAACUUCUGCUACUACAAUGAGAACUACGACAGUGUGCAGGGUGCCUAUGACUGGGCACAAACCACCUUGAAGCUCCACGCCAAAGACAAGAGGCCUUAUCUGUACAGUCUGCAGGAGCUGGAGCAGGGCACCACACAUGACCCACUCUGGAACGCUGCCCAGCUGCAAAUGGUCCGGGAGGGCAAAAUGCACGGCUUCCUGCGGAUGUACUGGGCCAAGAAGAUCCUGGAGUGGACGCGCUCCCCUGAGGAGGCCCUGCAGUUUGCCAUCUACCUCAACGACCGCUACGAGCUGGACGGGAGGGACCCCAAUGGAUACGUAGGCUGCCUGUGGUCCAUCUGUGGCAUUCACGACCAGGGCUGGGCGGAGCGGCCCAUCUUCGGGAAGAUUCGCUACAUGAACUACGCCGGCUGCAAGCGCAAGUUUGAUGUCGACUGGUUCGAGCGUCGCUACGCCCCCACGCACUCCCAGUGACCCUCUGUGCUGGGGCAGAUGUGCCUUUGCCAAGUUGCCAGAUUGCAGGGAUCAUCCUGGGAUGUUGAAGGGCUCCCUGUAGCAGCAGCAAGCUCCAGGGUUUUGCAGGUCUUUGCCAUCACUCACUGCUCAAUUUGCCACACUGGGGCAGCUGCUGGAGCCCUUCUGCUGCCACAGGUUUGCUGGCAGCUGUGAGAGCCCAUCCUCAGCAUGCCUGUGCCUGCCAGAAACCUUUUCUACGACCACUGUCCUCAGGAACAGCCCAGGUCACCAUUGCUGCUGGUAACCACAGCUGAGCAGGGUGUUUCUAAGGAAAAGCCCCCAAGAAGAGGCUCUUUGUGGAGCCAGUG